Molecule: messenger RNA, 9629 nt
Organism: Gopherus evgoodei (Goodes thornscrub tortoise)
Lineage: Eukaryota; Metazoa; Chordata; Testudines; Testudinidae
Gene: ST6GALNAC3
Product: ST6 N-acetylgalactosaminide alpha-2,6-sialyltransferase 3
Exons: 5
Coding region: 185-1099 (304 amino acids)
Biological process (GO): oligosaccharide metabolic process; ganglioside biosynthetic process
Molecular function (GO): alpha-N-acetylgalactosaminide alpha-2,6-sialyltransferase activity
Source: RefSeq, a predicted model, not a curated record
ACAAACAGGGCAUGAAAAGACUAAUAGGACUAACGGAUCUUAGAAUUGUGGUACCCUUAUUUGGAUCUUCAGGAAUGUAGGCUAUAGCAGUUUUGCAGCUCUACCAGCCUUUUGCCUCACACUGGAACUGUUUCUGACAAAGCAGAAUCCUGCUGCUUUGUGAUAGGAAGGAUAGAAAAAGAACAUGGCCUGCAUUUUGAAGAGAAAGGCCAUUAUUGCAAUAAGUUUCAUAGCAGCAUUCCUCUUCGUCAUCGUUCGCCUUACAAAUGAAGUAAACUUCCCGUUGAUUCUAAACUGCUUUGGACAAACUGGUGUGAAAUGGAUGCCGUUUUCCAACAAACAAAGGCGGCCUCUCAGAACUCACUAUGGAUAUAUAAAUGUGAAAACACAAGAGCCUCUCCAGCUAAACUGUGACAUCUGUGCCAUUGUUUCGAACUCGGGUCAGAUGGCUGGUCAGAAAGUGGGAACUGAAAUUGACCAGUCUUCCUGUAUAUGGAGAAUGAACAAUGCUCCUACCAAGGGUUAUGAGGUGGAUGUUGGGAAGAAGACGACCAUACGAGUGGUCUCACACACCAGUGUCCCCCUAUUGCUUAAGAAUCCCGAGUACUUUUUCAAGGAAACCAAUAGCACAAUAUAUGUCAUCUGGGGGCCUUUUCGAAACAUGAGGAAAGAUGGCAAUGGCAUUGUGUACAACAUGCUGAAGAAAGCUGUUGACAGCUACCCUGAUGCCAAAAUCUAUGUUACAACAGAAAAGCGCAUGAAUUACUGUGAUGGGGUAUUUAAGGAGGAGACCGGAAAAGAUCGAGUCCAGUCAGGUUCAUAUCUCAGCACUGGGUGGUUUACCUUAAUUCUGGCCAUGGACGCCUGCUAUGGAAUUCAUGUCUAUGGGAUGAUAAAUGACACCUACUGCAAGUCAGAAGCCUUUCGAAAGGUCCCUUACCAUUAUUAUGAGCCAGGAAGAGAUGAAUGUGAUGAGUACUUUCUGCAUGAAAAUGCUCCCUAUGGGGGUCAUAGGUUUAUCACAGAAAAGAAAGUAUUUGCUAAAUGGGCCAAGAAGCACACAAUAAUAUUUACACACCCCAACUGGACACUGUCUUGAUAUUGGUUCUUCUUUAGUAUCAUAAUAUUACGAAAAUGCCUCAGUUUACAAUGAUCUUGCUUACAUCUAACGGAUUUCUUACACUAGAUAAACUAAACUAAACUAAAACUCGAUGAUAGAGAAGUUGAUGGAUCAGCUGUUAAGCAAAACUUACCAAUCUGUGGAAGGCAGAUGAGUUGCUUAUUUUAUCACUAAGGGUUAUAUACUACAUAAUGCACUUUACAUUUUGACUGCAUUUUAAUUAAAGACAACAGCCAUUUCCAGAUAGCAGUGAUUUCAUGUUAUAUACAAGCAUGCCCACAGAGUGGUGGACCUUAGAAACUUUCCAGUUGCCUUAGGUAAUUAAAAUGACUAUUUGCAGUUAAUUAGCCUCAAGAUUUGCGGUACUAAAGGUAACUUCCUGUAGGCAAAUAUAAGGGAAGAUAGUAGAUUCUGAGGUAACUGUAUUUAUUUGUCUUACAUACAACUGGAUAGAUUUUAAGGACCACCAAUGUGGCAGUGUAAAUAUACUUUCACAUGCAUCCACACUCCCUGGCUGUGCUAAAAUUAGAGAUGGGGUAAAUACUGAUUCCUGAACUAUAGAUAACUCCCAUGUGCACAGAUAUUCAUAGUUUGAAGGCCCAUAGGUAACACAAGCUCUGGUUACCUACUUACUUCCAUAUUGGUUGGCCUCCAUCAUCUUGAAUGAUGUAAUUCAUCUGGACACCAUCUCAAAUUGUAGUAUUUUUGGAGGAUGACGAUCCAGCAUCCACCAACAUUAGUUCACUUUUUGGGACAUCACCCUAAAUUGUACCUGGUUUUUGAAACAAUAGCUCUACAAAUGGUGUAAAAACAUGAUGAUGGGGGAUUCCUAGGGAUACGAGGACAGGACUUGGAGCACAAAACUCCUCUGAGUUCUGAUCUCAGUUUUAACACUGAAUCCCUUGCAGCCUUGGACAAUUUGUUUCACCUUUCUGCCUCAGUUUUUCCACCUUUAAAAAUGGGGAUAAUGCUUAUCUACCUCACAAAGGUCUUGUGAGGAUUAAUUAAUGUCCAUAAAGUGUUUUGAAGGUGGAAAAUGGUAUAUUAGCAUUUAUUAUUAUGGCCUCACCAAUGGCACUUGGCAUAGCCAACAUACAAGAAUGUAUUUGAGGAAAGUGGCAGCCAUGUCAGGAUCUGAUCCUUCAAAAUGCUGUGCCCCUCUUUUUAUACUGUGUGUUCUUCCUAAUGCUGAGUUCCCUCCACUUUCAGUUAGAGUUGAGAGUUCUUGGCGCCUCACAGGAUUAUUGCAUCAAUGGGGUAGCUCUUGAGUUUUUAUACUUGCCCAUCUCUAAUUCAAAUACACUGUACAAAGUGAACCAUCACUUAUUUCAACUGCAGCAGAACCAUUUUUAAUUUGAAGGUAAUUCAACUAAACAUGUGACUUUUUACUGUAUUUAAAUUAAUGUUUAAGUCUCUUUCAGUUUGAAACAUUUCCUAAGAACGUUUUAGCACCUGGAAUGUCAGCUUCAACACUGUAAUAACCAAUACUGUGAAACUUGAAAGAAGUGUGUGUGGUGCACUCACACUAUUAAAUAGGAAACUUCAUAUGCUUUUAUAAAUCAUGAAAAGAGGAAAGGAAAAGCCUAUUUUUACAUGUUGCAGUGGUGUUAUAGCUGUGCUGGUCCCAGGAUAUAUGAGAGACAAUUACCUCCCCUUUCUUGUCUCUCUAUUUUUACAUGUAAGUAUUUGUAUACUGACUGAAUUGCCUAAUGUAUAUUUGUAUAUGUAAAUCUAUAUUUGAUAUGUCCAGAGCAUAUGUAUUCUUCUUCAACAUCAUUAAGUGCCACCCUUCUGUAAUGAAGAGGAAACACCAUUCCCCUUUGUUGUUGAGAGUGAUGUCCAUGUUUCUUCUUUGUUUCUCUUGGACUAUGCCACCGGCUUUUUUCAUUGCAGCAUCUUCCUGAUGGUUUUUAAAAUACAUGAGCUUUCUCCUCUUAUUACCUAUUGUGUGCCAUAGGUGUACCUGGUUCGUGGCAGGCAAAACCCUGAUAGGCUUUUGGUUAAGGCACUGGACUAAGCCUUCGGUGAUUUAGGUUCAGUGUCUGGCUUUGUCACAGGUCACUUGAUCUCUCUCUGCCUCAGGUCCCCAUUUGCAGAAUGACAAUUAUCACAUUUCCUUACCCUGUACUUCGUCUUUUUCUUUGACUGCAAGCUUGUCAAGCCAGAUACUAUCAUGCCCAAUGUGCCUGUACAGCACCUUGCACAAUGGGGCCACAGUCUCAGUUGGGACCUGUAGGCACUUACAUAAUAUACAAAUAAUAAAAAUAAUUAUUAAAAUGCCUCCUCUCCCAAGAGUUUAAAAUCUAUUAUAGACCAAUACAGCAAGGGCUGAAAGAAAGCAAGGAUGAGGAAAGGGUAAUGUAAGGAUGAAGGUUGCAGCUGUGAACCCAUGAGCUAGAUUUGCUAUGUUCAUACAUAUCUUGUCAAUUUGAAUGGAUAGAUAGAAAGUUAAUAAAAGGAGCUGCAGUGAGGGAUUUAAAGGAAGAACAAGGGAUGCUGGGCACACUGCGCUAUGGGGAAUGUUCUCUGCUUACGGUACAAGGGCAACAUGGGGAAAUGUAUGAAGUCACUUGUGGGGAAAGGAACCCAAAGGGUGAACAUCAGGCGAGACAAAGUGGCAGAAUUAAAAGGGUUAAUGGGGAAGAAGGGGGUGACUAGUGAUGAGAUAUAGGCAGAAAUUGUGCAUGUGGGUGAGAGGAGCCUUCAUGUGAGAGAAAUCUUGCAUGAUAGGUCGUAGAUUCCUCAGAUCAGUAGCCUACAAUUCUUCUACAAUAUAGCUUUGGCAAAAUGCCCUCCAUCCCCUCUCUCAAAAAUAUCAAUUUUUUUCCCACAAUAAGGACAGAAUAAAGACCUGGGUGAUCCUUUAUCCACAUGUGGAAAGGACAAUAUUUCAAUAUCAUUCCAGCAUAAAGGCAAGAUAGUUUUAAGAUAAUUAGAACUUGUUCAGAUCAACAUAAAUCUUUUGUAAAGUGAGUGAAGCCUUAUUCUUAAAAAUAAACAGUCCAAUGCAAAUAUUUAAUACAAUUAUACAAUAUCCUCCAAGAGUAAUUAGGACAUCCCAAUCACAAAUCCACAAAUGGUGUUUUGCAUUAAUGUAAAAAACGGGAGACCUAAACUGGUUAAAAAUUUGCAGUGUGUGUUUACAUAUAGCGGUUAACACGCAUUCUGCUACAGAAGGCCAAUCUUUUGUAUGUAUUCAAUUCUGAUUUUGCAUUCUGUUCAGCAUUUACAGUAUAUUAUAUGGAAAAAAUGUGCAGCAUGGCUUAGUGGAUAUGGCACUGGAUUGGGACAUAGGAGAGAGAGGGUCUAAUCACUGCUGUGCUAUUGGCUGGUCACCAGUCUAUGCCUCAGUUUCCUCAUCUGGAAAAGGAGGAUCAUGAUACUGACCUUUAUACAGCAAUUUGAGAUCUACUGAUGACAAGUGCCAUGUAAGAACCAGGUGGUAUUAUUUCUUUAUUGACUAUAGAGUUUCUAUGGAAAUGUUCACUGACAUUCCCCUAUUCCUGUACAAAUGGGAACUAAGACAAAGCAUUUCAAUGUGUUCUUAGGUGCAUUGCUGAAUAGGGAUAGAGUUAAAAACAAGCUUAUGUCCCACUGAAGUCAUGCAUGUGCUUUGCUCAUUAGGAAUGAACUGCUAAAUUGGGGCCUAAAUGGGGGAGUUUGGAGAGCCUAUGCUACCAAUCAGUUUCUCCCUAAAAAUUAUUACUAUUUUCUCUGCUAUCAUUGGAAAAUAUACCACAAAUGUUUUUAAUUUGUAUUUAAAAAAAAAACUUUUCUAAAGAGGAAAUUAUUCUAAAGUUAAUGGAAUCUAUUGUAACUCUUUAUGGAAUAUUUACAUACUGUAUAGAAUGGCUCAUCAGACUUUAUCAUGUGCAAUGCCCAGUUAGAUAAAUACAUCUCUAGCAGCAGCUAAAUUUGUAGCAGAAUUGCAAACCUUAUUAGAUUGUAGUUGUCUCAAAGCAAACUUGAAAGUGUUGCUACCUGUUUGUAGUAGGAUCCUUGAAUUUGCAAGUUGAGAAAAACCAAACUGAAACCACAUUAGAAACAUUGCAUCAAGCUUCAUGCACACCAGAGUAAAUGAACAUCACUUCCUUUAUUUAAAUUAGCCUGUCUUUCGUAUAAACUAAGUGCAAUUUUUCAUUAUUUUUAUUAUAUGGGUAAGGAACUGUGACCAUUGUGUUAAAGAUGAUUGCGUUAGAAAUCAGCACUGCAGUAUGGAAGAAAGAAUUUUGUUUUGUGACUAUGUUAAGAGACCUUGAUUAUUUACCUUCUGAGAGCAGUUAGGACAGCAGUUCAGAAACAUUUAUUCUUUUAAAUAAGGACUACCACAAAUUACUUGACCUUAAUUAGACACUAUUUGCUUGCUUUAUUUGAGGACCCCUAUUUUAAUCAACUGCUCAUGUGAGUAAAGAAAGUAAGCAGUAGACUUCAAAUAGUUCUCCUAGUUAUAUUUGGUAGAAUGAUAUUCACAAAUAAUUUGGCAAAGUUUUUGCCAUCUGUCAUUAAAUACGUGAAACACAAAUAUUUGUAUCUUAAUUCAGUCAGCUGUUAAAUAGUUAAAUAUUUGUCAAAUGUAUUAUUUGUGAAUAAUUUUUAUUUGUGUCAAAUAAGUAAAUUUGCAUUCAUUGUCUGACCAGCUAUAGUCCUAACUUAGAUAAAAGGUUAAAAUAUAGAACCCAUUUAUUUUGCUUACUUUCUGUGUGGCCUGCAGAGCUGGUUAACAGUUUUCAAAAAUGUUGACAUUGUCUUGGAAAAACUUGGGGCAGAUAUUUUCACAAAAUGUUUUCCAUUUUUAUCCAUCUCUAGUUGCGUGUUACAUAGCUACAGGUAUGUAACUUUGAUACAUUUAGAUGAUGUUGUAAUUGCAUAUGAUGUUGUGUGUCAAGUUGAAUAAUGUUUUCCAGUCAGUCUCUGGAAAUUGGCCCUGACCUGCUCACUCCUCCCCUCCCACCUGCAAAGGCUCCAACUCUACUGCUUGCAGAGGAGUUGGUUCUGUAGAGGCAGCUGAGCCCCUCUCCCAGGUAGGAUGAGGAGAUAUGCACACAGAGGGCUCCAUAUGCAGACAGAUCCAAAGGGGGUGGUCCAGGUUCUUUGUUUAAGUGCCUGACUUGCGUAUCUUGUUCAUAUGUUCAGGAUCUAACUGAUUUCCAGAUUUGGGGUUGGAAAGGAAUUUCCCCCCAGAUAGGGUGUGGAUCAUCUGCUGGGAUUAUCUGGGCAUGUCUCACCUAAAGAGUUCAUGGCCAUUGCCACUGGUGACACCUCAGUCUCUCAUGUUCUCUGUCUGAAACGCAAAACAGUUUAUUCUCCUGAGGACUCAAAUGCUUUAAUUUAACUGAUGCCAUUGGGCUCAGCAUAGGGAAUUUGCAUGAAAUGUAAUGGCCUGUGUUAUACAGGAGGUCAGACUAGAUGAUCUAAUGGUCCCUUCUGGCCUUCAACUCUUUGAAACUUAUGAAACUCUGAAAGGUCAUAACAGACUGAAGGAGUUUGAGCAGGAGCAGACUGUAUUCAGGAGAGGUCAUUUUAGCUACCACUUCAAUAUUCACAGAGUGCUCAUUGCUAUGGUAUAGGCCCUGGGUAGUCACUGAGGUCCCAAUCCAAAGCCCACUGACGUUGAUGGAGGUAUCUCCAAUUACUUCAAUGGGCUUUGAAUCAGCCACAGAACGCCCAUCACUAUAAAAUCUUGGCAGUCAGAUGAACUGAGGUAAGCAGUCUUGUGUAGCAAGCACCAGGUGUACUAUUGCAUUGUAUAAAUAGUAAUAAUAGUCAAGGGAGAGCAAGUUCAGCACUGUUGGGGCUGUCCCAACCAAUGCUCUAUCACCAGAGGUACAAUGCCGGAACCCGUCUCAGGACAGCUGAGGUCAGAGCACAGAUGCUUACCCAGAAAAUAUGUCAAAUAAAGCAAAGAACAUUCCACCUUGAAUUAUAAAUGUUUAUUGCCCUGAGAAGAUGGAAAAACAGAGGCACUUUACACAUUCGUGCUUGGGUUUGGUUGCAGAUCAUCUCUGACUGUAUUUCAGAAAUAGCAUAUGCCUCUAGUGAUGCUCGAGCUAGUCUAGUACUUGUUUUUGAUGAACCUUAGAGUAAUCACAAGAGUAAAAUUCCAUGUCAGUUUCCAAAGCAUCAGUUUAGAGCUGUCCUUGGGCAAUGGUACAUAUCGAGCACAACAAAUAGUUGUGGGUUUUGUUGUUGUUUCCUGACUUGGCAUGGUUAGCUCUUUUGAGCAGAACGUGUUCAGUUUUCAGCAGAUGUGUCUCUUUCUGUUCCUUUAUUCUUUGGAGGAUACAGAGAAAUGUGACUUAAACAUGCAGAGGUGAAGGAUGCCUUGGUGAAUAAAUAGCCAAAAUCCAAAUGUAGCUUCUUGAGUACUGAUGUGUUUCUGUGCAAAGCAUCAGGAAACAACAUGUUGUUUGUUUACACUGUAUUACAUAACCCACAGAAUAUUCAUGUCCAUGGACUGGAUUGGUGCGCCCAUGGUGAAAUCUGCAAGAGGAGACUAAUAGGGGGAGGAAUGAAAUCUUUCCCCAUAAGAUCUGUCCAAAAUAGGGAUUCCCAGGAGGCCAGGGCCAUCUGCUUGGUGUCCCAGCCCUCACUGCCAGCUUUGGCCCCCAAAACUGCCCUGCUCCCACAGCUCCAUUAGAUUAUAUACAUCCUCCACCCCAAACAGGGCAGUUCAUGACCUGCUUGUAGCCUGCCAAAUUCUUUCCCCUUCCCCUCCCCCACAGAACCUGUUUCCACAGAGCAUCAUUUGAAGACUCUUGGGAAGAGGAACCCUCAUCCCCUUUAGCACUUGGAGAUAUAGUGUCAUAAUCUAGCCCCAGGUAUGAGUGGUGUGAGUGUCCAGGUCUUGGAGGAGGGGGCAGUUCAGCAUAAAUGCCAUUGAGUUGUGUUAUUGUCAAUAUGUUUUAAGCUUAACUCACUUGCAAAGGGUAAUGAGUUCAUGGACCCUUCCAACAUUUGAUUUUGAAUGUAUCUCUGACUGCUAUUAUAAUAAGUCCUGUAGAAAUGAGAGUGUUAGUAUGUUAAUAUGAUCUAGUACCAUUCUGAUUUACCGGCUCUAAAGAAAUUGUAACUUGAACUAAUUAAUGUUCUUACCAUGUAGUAUGCAUGAUAGCAUGUUAUGUAUUAUUUUAUUCUCAUGCGUAAUAGAUAAUGGAAGUUAUGUGCAUAUUGUAAGCAAUAGUAGCUCUUUCUCUUUAAUAUUGUAUGACGUUGAGUUGUAGUGCUUUGCUUCAGUGCCAUUAGCAGACUGUGGCAUAUAAACUAGUGAAGCCAGUCAGGAAACGUUUACUAAACUUGACAUUUUUCACUUGAAUAUCAGACAUAGUUAAACAUGUUUUUGUGAACCUACCCUGGGGCUCAGCUAUCAUUUCUGUGCCCUGUUAUAAGGAAAGCCCACAUUUGGGUAUAACCUCAGGAAUGACUUUCUUGACACAGACUGUGUCAAAUACAUUAUGUAGUUAGGGCAACAUUUUACAAAUGUUUGACUCCCAUGCAAGUACCUUAGUUUUUGCAUGAUUUCUGCACGUGGCAGGAUGAAUGUAGUAGCUGCACAGUUUGUUCGUGUUGAAAUUCCUGACACUAACAUUUCUGAGGCUGGGGAAAUUUUUUCCUAUGCUGACUGCUCUCACAGCCUCCCAUCUGUCCCCUCCUCAGCACAUGCACAUGCAGUUGAUAUCACAAGAAGCAUUUUUCCAGGUAUUACCAAAUCAGAAUGAGGAAAACCAAUAUUUCUUAUAGCGAGAACUUCUGUUCACCUCAUUUUGCAACACAAUCUUUUGGCUAAACAGAAGCUCCAGUGUUGGGUCUUUCCUCCAUACUUCUUGGCCUAGGCUCAUUCCUUUCAUAACUCUGCCCUUUUCGGAACUGAACCCUCUCAAGUAAUAUAAGCUGAGGGGUCUCAGCACCUAACAGGACCAUGCCCUAAAUUUGCUCCACAAGUUAGAAAUGUGAUGAAGUAGAGUAUAAUCCAGCAUGUGCGCAAUAUGGAAAGUGCCUGUCUUGAUCAGAUUAAUUUUCAUUUCAUUUACUCAAAAUAGGCAUUUUAUUGUGUACAUACUUGUUACUAAUAUUGCUCUGCUAAUGCGUCCAUUGUUUUAAUAUAGUAUAUAAUGCACAUCUUCCUGUUCAUCUUUUUGCAGGGGCAAUUUUUGUUCUUCUCCUUGAAUACCCAUAGGUUCCUGUAUAUAUGUGGGUGUGGUGGGUGUGUAUACAUGAUAUACAAGCGUUCUCCUGUUUUUAUGAAGUUGUUAUUACAUAUUACUAAAAUGAAUUUAAUUAGACAUUUCAUAUAUUAUUAAAUUUCUUUCUUAUUUGCUUUUUUUAGUACUAGAUUUAAGAGUCUUUUGUACUGUUAAAAUUUAUUUGAGAUAUUUUGCAUUUUGUCAGUUUUCCUACUUUGUGCUACUUACUUUUCACUCCCAUUUGGAUUAUUUUUAUGUACUUUCUCUAUAUUUGCAAAAUUGUGCCUGGGAUAUUUUAAAGUCUGAACAAUAAAUGUGUACAAUUUCCA